UUUGACAUUUGACAUAUUGUUAACAAUUUCUUCAAAGUUAUUAUUUUACAUUACAAAAAUCUUUUAUAAAACUAAACAGAAUACGUAUACGAUAAAACGUUAGGUUGUGUGCCAAGAUGCAUAAAAUUUUGGAAUUUCAAGCUGUAGUCCUGGCAGCUGGGAAGGGCUCUCGGCUACCGGACGUCGGUGGCAGCGUAUCGAAAUGUCUUUUGCCUGUAGGACCAUACCCUGUCCUAUGGUAUUCAUUAAAUAUGUUAGAGAGAGUUGGAUUCCAGGAAACCAUGAUUGUUGUUCUGGAUGAAGAUAAAUCAAAUAUUUUGAGUGCUUUAGAGAACUGUCCCUUAAAAAUCAAAUAUGAAUUGAUAGACAUACCCUCUGAGGAGGAUUGGGGAACAGCAAAUUCAUUAAAAUAUAUCAGUAACAGAGUAACAACAGAUCUUGUAGUUGUUUCCGGAGACCUUAUUACAAACAUCAAUCUAAAUGAAGUACUAAAUUUGUAUAGAAAACAUGAUGCUGCAUUAACAACUCUCUUUUUUAAUAAUGGUCCUGAAGAAUGGCAAAAAUUACCAGGUCUUCCAAGCAAAACAAAACCUGACAGAGAUCUUGUUUGUGUGGAUGAAGAAACUCAAAGGCUUGUGUUUCUAGCCAGUGCUAGUGACUUUGAAGGGAAUGUAUCUAUACCAAAAUUAUUGGUAAAAAAGUUUGAGUCUGUCAACAUGUAUAGUAGAUUACUUGAUGCUCAUGUCUAUGUUAUGAAAAAGUGGAUUAUAAACUAUUUUAUUGAUGCUGAUAAAUUUACUUCCAUUAAGGGAGAACUUAUACCGUUAAUUGUAAAGAAACAACUUUCGAAACCUAAAAAUCCUGCAGAGAAGAAAGGUACUUCUGAGAAAAAUGUUGAAUUAUUUAAGGAUAUCUUUUAUUAUGCUGUGGAUCAAGGAUAUGAAAGUGAAAUAAGAAAAAUGUCUGCAUACAAUGAUCACAAACUGGGAAGCAAGCCUGUUUAUUGUAAUGAUACAUUGAGAUGUUAUGCUCACAUACCUGAUAAGAAUACCUUUGGAAUUAGAGUUAACACUCUCUCAUCAUUCUGCUUGUCAAAUAAAAAGAUAAUAUCUCAAUGGGAAAACCUGACAGGGUCACCACUCACUGAUCGAUUGCAUCCCAACAGUGAAGUGAAAACAAAACAAAUAGAUGAAACAUGUACAGUCGGAGAGAAAAGUUUUGUCAGCGAAAAAACAUCAAUAAAGAACACUUUUAUUGGUGCUAACUGUACUGUUGAGAACAAAGUUAGAUUAACUAAUUGCAUUAUAAUGAAUAAUGUUACUAUUAAGGAAGGAUGUGUUCUACAAGAUUGUAUAGUAUACACUGGAGCUACUCUGGAAGGGAACUGUUCCUUACAGUACUGUAUUGUCGGUCCACAUCAUUUAGUGUCGGCUUCUACUGCCGGUGUUCAACAACUGUAUGCAGAAACAACUGACAACAUGAUUACACUCGGAUAAAAUACAAUGAAUCUUUAUUUAACUAUUCUGUUCUACAAAUUUUCAAAUUAAAUGGCGGGUCCAUAUUUCAGAAAUGUGUUUGUAAUUAUUUCAAAACAUAAGAUAUCCUAACCACAAAUAAAAACCCUGGCCUUGAGAUUCUCUGGGCUUCUCUAGUAUGCAAAGAAAUUAUUUUCCUCAAAAAAGGGAAGGGAUUGUAUAUUUCUGGCCAGGUUAUACUUUCUGGAUAGUUAGCGAAUGCUAAACAACAAAUCCAUUAUACAGUCAAAGAUUAAAAAAUUGUAAUAUGUAAAUUAUAUGAAAAUACAGUUUGAUGACAAUCAAA
This is a messenger RNA of Papilio polytes (common Mormon), 1821 nucleotides long. RefSeq names its product translation initiation factor eIF-2B subunit gamma (gene eIF2Bgamma). The transcript is spliced from 5 exons. The record is from RefSeq and is a predicted model, not a curated record. Gene Ontology annotation, molecular function: translation initiation factor activity; guanyl-nucleotide exchange factor activity. Bases 117 to 1496 code for a protein of 459 amino acids. NCBI's taxonomy places the organism in Eukaryota, Metazoa, Arthropoda, Insecta, Lepidoptera, Papilionidae. Gene Ontology annotation, biological process: biosynthetic process; cytoplasmic translational initiation. Gene Ontology annotation, cellular component: eukaryotic translation initiation factor 2B complex; guanyl-nucleotide exchange factor complex.